This is a messenger RNA of Caenorhabditis angaria, 2916 nucleotides long. Lineage: Eukaryota; Metazoa; Nematoda; Chromadorea; Rhabditida; Rhabditidae. The record is from the annotation of a GenBank genome assembly.
AUGAAAAAGAACGAUCCAAAAAAUAAGAUCAUUAAUAACAAGAAUAAAAAUAAGGUGAGUACAGUAAUUUAGCCUAGAGUUACAGUAAUCUCGAAUAUCGAAUCAAGAUUCUGAAAUUUCUACAGUAAUCCAUAUUUUUCAGCCCACGAGCAUGGUGGUUUCGCGUAGAUCGAAAACGAAUUUAGAAGAAAAAUCAGCAGCGAAUGGAAAAGAACCAAGUCAGCCAGACAAUUCGAAAAGAAAGGGCACUAAAAAUAAAUCCAACAAUAACGAAAUUCCAACUGGAUCGGUUAGAAAAAGAACACCUGGAAAAACAUCAUUUGUGAAAGCAAAAUUUGUUGAAGGAGAAGAAAUUGAAGGAGUCAACAAUUAUAAAAUUGUUUCAUCAAUUUUGCAAACAACAAGACCAUUGAUGCCAGAUAUUUAUGGAGUAAAAGAUGCUGAUCAAGAUGAAGAAUAUCGACUCAAAUUAUGCACUCUUGAAUUAGGAAUCCUUAAAAAGGAGGCUGCAAUUCUUAAAAGAGUUGCAAAAGUUCCGGGAGAUAAAUCAUUUGUUCAAUUGAUUGAAUAUGGAACGAUUGCAGCAAAGAAGUUGGAAUUUAUUGUUGUCUCAUCUUUUGGUUUGAAUUUGGAUCAAAUCAUCAAAAAAGUCACACAAUCUCCAUUAUCAAUUGGUUGCGGUUUGAAUGUGGCAAUUCAAGUUUUGAAGGCGAUUAAAGAUUUGCAUUCUUGUGGAUUUCUUCAUAAAAAUAUCAAUCCUUCGUCGUUGUUUUGUGGUUUGGGAGAGAAAGAAGCGACGAUUUAUUUGCAGGAUUUUCGAGCACAUCGCAAAUUUAUUGAUGCCAACAAAAAAACGAUUGUAGGUUUUUGGAAGGAAAUUUGAGAUUAAAGAAGAGAAACUUAUUUCACAUAGAAAAAAAUAGAACAAUUUUUGCUGCUGUGCGGUGUUUGCAGACUCGAAAAAAGCCCGUCGCGUUUUCACGUUUUUCCACUUGUCAAAGAAAUUUCGUUCUUUUUUCCAUUGAAAUUUAGAGAGUGCGCCGCAAAAUUGCAAAUUUUGAAAAUAAAAAAGGGCGGAGUCGUGUGUCUUCACGCGGUCAGAACAAUGAGUCCGCAAUUUCACGUGAAAAAGAAAAAUGUUUUAUUUUUUUCUAUGUGUUAUUUCAAAAUUUGUUUGAAAAUCCUUAAAUUCAAAAUUCCAAAGUUUUUACUCGAAAAUAAUUUUCAGGCAGCUCGCCCAAAAGUCAAAAGAUACGGUUUUGCUCGAUUUUGUUCUCGCGCAACUCAACAAGAAAAAGAUCAAGGAAGAAAAGACGACUUGGAAUCCUGGCUCUACACAAUUUUCUGGCUCAUGGAUCAUGAUUCAUUAUCUUGGAAAAAAGAGAAAGAUAUUCCAACAAUUUUGAACCAAAAAGAUGCAUUUAUGAAAAAUGAAAAGGAAAACGAGAUGUUUAAAAAUGUGCCGAAAGAAUUGAAAGGAUUGAUUGAGGCGAUUUCACCAAUGACAUUUGAUACUGAACCAGAUUAUGAGAAAUUGAAUAAGAUAUUACAAGAGGCACAAACAUCUUUGAAAUCGACUGAUGUUUGUGAUUGGGUUGGAAAAAGUGUGAAUGGUCCGAUGGAUGGAGAAACAAAAAAUAGUGCGGAUAAUAAAAUGAGCGGAGAAGGUGAAAUCAAGUGAGUUCUGAACUAGAAGAAUAAGGUUUUCAAGAAAAUAGGUACUACUGUAGUUUCAGAAAAAUUGAAAGUUGUUUUUCAGUAUCCGAAUUACAAAGAAGAAAAAAGGAACUCGUAAAAAGUUGUCACCUGGAGAUAUUAUCAAAAAUGCCGAUCAAAAAACCGGCUGGAAAAAUGUGUGUUUACUCGGUUCUGGUGGUUUUGGUGAUGUUUAUAAAGUGCAUCGCGAAGGAGCUUCUCCUGAUAAAUGUUAUGCUCUAAAAACUGAAAGUGAAGAAGGAGAAAAACGAUUGCUUCGAUUGAAAAUUGAAGUGACAGUUAUGAUGAAAACAUCGGAUAAAGAGAAGAAAUUUGAGCAUUUUAUCGAAUUUGUUGAUCGUGGAAAAUGUGAAGAACUUCGUUGCAAAUUUGUUGUCAUGGGAUUGGUUGGACCAUCUUUAGAGGAUAUUCGAAGAAAAUAUGUUGUUUCGAAUUUCACCAAACAUACUUGUUUCAAUGUUUUUAUUCAAACAGUUAUUGCAGUUCGAGAUUUGCAUUCUUUGGGUUUUUUACAUCGAGAUAUUAAACCAGCGAAUUAUGCAGUUGGAUUGAAUGAAUUCGAAUCAGUUGUUUAUAUGUUGGAUUUUGGAAUCGCGAAAUCAUAUUUGGAUGCUGACGGAAAACACAAAACACCAAGAAAGAAGGUCAAAUUUUUGGGGACACUCCGAUUUGCAGCAAGAGCAUGUUUGAAACAAGUUGAACAAGGGAGGAAGGAUGAUCUUGAAUGUUGGAUUUAUAUGGUAAACUUUAAACUUUCAAAGAACUAUUUCAAAAAAUAUCACUUUUUAGCUGUUCGAUUUGAUUGAUGAUGUUAAUGGAUUGCCUUGGAAACGACUUUCUGACGCAAAAGCCAUUUUGAAGUCGAAGGAAAAGUUUUUCUCAAAUGAAUGUGAGUUUUCCUCCCCUUCUUCUUAUUAUUUUCCUUAUUAUAAGCUAUCAAUAUUUUUUUUAAUUUCAGUCCCGGAAGUUUACAAAAGAAUGCCUAAAGGAAUGUAUACUCUUCUUCAAUAUGUCAAUAACUUGGAACACGAAUCCGUGCCGGAUUACGAAUAUAUUCAAACAUUUUUGAAAACUUGUGCAAAAGACAAUGGAAUUAAGCCGGAAAAGAAGUUGGAUUGGAUUGGAAAAUUGAAAAAGAAGGCGUUUGAAAGUGAAUCGGAGAAAUCGGAUCAGAAAAAUUCGGGAGAGGAUUCGGAAUAA